AUGGCAAUGAACUUUGUGACCUUCAACCAAGACUACAGCUAUCUGGCUGUUGCGACCUCGAAGGGUUUUCGCAUAUUCACGACGGACCCUUUCGCGAAGAGUUAUGAGACGAAAGAGGGAAAUAUUGCCAUCAUCGAGAUGCUGUUCUCGACAUCUCUUGUUGCGCUCAUCCUCUCACCGCGUCGUCUUCAAAUCACUAAUACUAAGCGCCAAUCUACGAUAUGCGAAUUAACCUUCCCCACGACCGUGCUGGCGGUCAAAUUGAAUCGGAAACGUCUCGUGAUUGUCCUUGAAGAUCAGAUCUAUCUUUACGACAUUCAGACGAUGAAACUGCUCUACACCAUCCAGACGUCGCCCAACCCCAACGCGAUCUGCGCGCUAUCACCGUCCUCUGACAAUUGUUACCUCGCAUACCCUCUUCCACAAAAGGCGCCGCCUUCCUCGUUCAAUCCGCCGUCUCAUACUCCUCCGGGUAAUACUCAUGUAUCGCCGACAAGCGGAGAGGUUCUGAUAUUCGAUACCUUAAAGCUGGAGGCCAUAAAUGUCAUUGAAGCUCACCGAUCUCCGCUGGCUUGCAUCACGCUCAACAAUGAUGGCACUCUGCUCGCCACCGCUUCUGACAAGGGAACCAUAAUCCGCGUCUUCUCCGUUCCUGACGGUCACAAGCUAUACCAAUUCCGACGCGGUUCUAUGCCAUCGAGGAUCUUCAGCAUGUCGUUCAAUACCACAUCGACCCUGCUCUGCGUCUCCUCUUCUACAGAGACAAUACACCUUUUCAAGUUGAGCCAUCCAACGUCAUCUCCAGACGCCUCCCCUUCCUCUCCUGUGGGCCGUGACAGGUCGCUCAGUCAAAGCUCCUCUGGUUAUUCUCCUGACCGCGGCGACCUGACAGGAGACGUGGGUUCAUCAGAUUUCCCCGCCCGGAAACAUAAUGGAACUCUGAUGGGUAUGAUCAGACGGACCUCGCAAAAUGUUGGCAGUACUGUCGCUGCCAAGGUGGGAGGUUACCUUCCGAAAGGAGUCAGCGAAAUGUGGGAGCCGACCCGUGAUUUUGCUUGGUUCAAAUUGCCAAAGCCAAGCCAAACUUCUGGUGGCAGCGGGAACAAUGGCCCUCUCCGCAGCGUGGUAGCUAUGAGUAGCAACACACCCCAGGUCAUGGUGGUUACCAGCGAUGGUAACUUUUAUGUCUUCAGCAUCGAUCUCUCGAAAGGCGGCGAAGGUACGCUGACAAAACAGUACUCGGUGCUUGAGUCCAAUGACCGGCUGGGAUACUCUGUAACAGAUUACUGA
This is a messenger RNA of Aspergillus lentulus, 1290 nucleotides long. Its product is annotated as phosphoinositide binding protein ATG18. Gene Ontology annotation, molecular function: protein binding. The record is from RefSeq and is a predicted model, not a curated record. NCBI's taxonomy places the organism in Eukaryota, Fungi, Ascomycota, Eurotiomycetes, Eurotiales, Aspergillaceae.